UGAUACUUGACAGAUUCAUUCACGUUUGUUUUUGUAGGUAUUUCUUGGUUAUUUUGUGUUCCAAUUUUCAUUUUUAAUCCCACAGGGGAGAAUAACUUAGUACCCUGGUGUGUUGCUCGCAUAUAUAUUACAAAAAAUUAAUAAGUUGCAAAAUGGAAGAGUCAACCAUGGAAGACAAAAGUGUAAAUCCUAGGAAGAAGUUCAAAUAUUUGAAAGAUCAAGUUUCUGCAGCAACUUUAGAAGCUGUAAAGGGGAUGGGAUUUAAAAUCAUGACUGAUAUCCAGGCUGAAGUAUUACCAGAAGCGUUAGACGGGUCUGAUGUGGUAGCUACUGCUAAAACAGGUUCAGGCAAAACAUUGGCCUUUCUCAUACCAGCAGUGGAAACUGUUAUCAAAUGUAUGGAAAAACAGAUUGAAGGUACAUGUUGUAUUAUAAUAUCUCCAACGAGGGAGCUUGCCAUACAGACAUACAGUGUGCUGCAAGAACUUGUAGCACAUCAUGGGAACAUUACUUCAGCCUUGGUUAUUGGUGGAGAGAACAGGAAGAAACAAAGUCUAGAACUUUCCACAGGAGUUCACAUAGUAGUGGCAACACCUGGACGGCUAUUCGAUCAUAUGAGAACAAAAGAGUUUGAUUACAGAAAUGUCUGCUGUCUUGUAUUAGAUGAAGCUGAUAAAAUAUUCCAGUAUGGCUUUGAAGAAGACUUGAAACAAAUUAUAAAUAGAUUGCCGAAACAUAGACAAACAAUGUUGUUUAGUGCCACACAAUCUGAGAGAACUGAUGCAUUGAUCAAGUCAGCUAUGAAGGAAAAGGUUCACAAUAUAAAUACUGAUGAGGACAAUCUCAGAGCUACUGUGGAAGGAUUAAAACAGGGGUAUGCUGUGUGUGAAACAGAAUACAGAUUGUGGUGGCUACACAAGUUAUUAAAGAAAACGCGAAACUUCAAAAUAAUGGUGUUCUUCUCAAGCUGUAAGUCAGUAGAGUUUCAUCAUGAAUUCUUUAGCAAGUAUUGUGAAGCUCCAGUUUUAUGUAUUCAUGGAAAAAUGAGCCAGUCAGAUAGAACUGAUGUGAUAUCAAAUUUCUAUAAUGCUGAAAAGGUAGCAUUAUUUUGCACUGACUUAGCAGCAAGAGGGCUGGAUAUACCAGCUGUUGAUUGGAUAGUUCAAUUUGAUCCACCAUCAGAUGCCAAUGAAUAUAUUCAUAGAGUAGGCAGGACUGCAAGGGGCAUGGGAGCUGAGGGAAAUGCUGUCAUGUUAUUGAGACCAGAUGAGAUAGAAUUUGUAUCCUAUUUGAAGGAAUCCAAAAUAUUCUUAGACAAAUAUGAAUCAUGGGACAAGUUUUCGAAUUUACAACCUAAGCUUGAUGCAGCUAUGUCUGAUCCACAAUUUCAUGAAUUAGCAGUUGAAGCAUUCCAAGGGUACAUGAGAGCGUUUGAAGUAAAAAAGUUGAAGCAUAUUUUUAAUUUGAUAACAAUGGAUGUUGAUGCAGUAGCGAGAUCGUUUGGUCUCAAAGAAAGACCCGACGUCGAUGUUCGGAUAGGAUUCAGUAAAAAGCAUAGGCCAAGAAAAAGAAUGGCAGCCAUGCUAGCUGAACAAUCUACAGGAAAUAUAAAACGUAUAAAAUAAUACGAGUAUCAAAUGAAACUUUAUCUGUUAAUAAAAUAUAAUAGGUAUUUUAAAUGUUGAAUAAAACAAUUACGAAGUAAA
Messenger RNA from Helicoverpa zea (corn earworm), 1706 nucleotides. Its product is annotated as probable ATP-dependent RNA helicase pitchoune. The coding region runs from base 153 to 1625 and encodes 490 amino acids. Gene Ontology annotation, cellular component: nucleolus. Gene Ontology annotation, molecular function: nucleic acid binding; ATP binding. The record is from RefSeq and is a predicted model, not a curated record. Gene Ontology annotation, biological process: maturation of LSU-rRNA from tricistronic rRNA transcript (SSU-rRNA, 5.8S rRNA, LSU-rRNA). The transcript has 9 exons. NCBI's taxonomy places the organism in Eukaryota, Metazoa, Arthropoda, Insecta, Lepidoptera, Noctuidae.